Molecule: messenger RNA, 450 nt
Organism: Fusarium musae
Lineage: Eukaryota; Fungi; Ascomycota; Sordariomycetes; Hypocreales; Nectriaceae
Gene: HUS5
Product: SUMO conjugating enzyme Hus5
Exons: 3
Coding region: 1-450 (149 amino acids)
Biological process (GO): protein sumoylation
Cellular component (GO): nucleus
Molecular function (GO): SUMO conjugating enzyme activity
Source: RefSeq, a predicted model, not a curated record
AUGGCGCUUUGCCAGAACCGAUUACAAGAGGAGAGGAAGCAGUGGCGACGAGACCAUCCUUUUGGUUUCUAUGCCAAGCCACAGCGUACCAAAGAAGGUGUACUCGAUGUCAAAAAUUGGGAAUGCGGAAUCCCUGGCAAAGAGAACACCAUUUGGUCUGGCGGACUCUUCAAGCUGACCAUCGCUUUCCCUGAUGGCAAAUUUGUCCCCCCGCUGUUCCACCCCAAUGUGUACCCUUCAGGAACUGUCUGCCUGUCCAUCCUCAACGAAGAGGAGGCCUGGAAGCCUGCGAUCACCGUCAAACAAAUCCUUCUCGGUAUCCAGGACCUUCUCAACGACCCCAACCCCGAGUCACCUGCGCAAGCAGAGGCAUACAAUCUCUUCAAGAGAGAUCGUGCCGAGUACGAGAAGCGAGUUCGCCGUACGGUUCGCGAGAACCCCACACCUUGA